Messenger RNA from Guillardia theta CCMP2712, 402 nucleotides. RefSeq lists its product as hypothetical. Lineage: Eukaryota; Cryptophyceae; Pyrenomonadales; Geminigeraceae. Gene Ontology annotation, cellular component: mitochondrial inner membrane. The transcript has 5 exons. The record is from RefSeq and is a predicted model, not a curated record. The coding region runs from base 1 to 402 and encodes 133 amino acids. Gene Ontology annotation, molecular function: S-adenosyl-L-methionine transmembrane transporter activity.
AUGUAUGCUGGGUAUCUGGCUUUCCUGAUGCGCGACAUUCCCUUCGACGUCAUCGAGUUUGGUUCAUAUGCCAAGUUCAGGGAGCUGUAUUCUGCAGCAUCCAAGGGUGAGGGCAACCUCAAUCCCUUCGAAGACUCCAUGCUGGGAGCAAUAGCUGGAGGACUGGCAGGAGCAGCAACUACUCCCCUUGAUGUCCUGAUGACUCGGCUGAUGCUACAGGCACAGUCUUCCCAAACACCCAGGAUAAGAGCUGUCCUCACAGAACUCCUCCAUCGGGAGGGACCUGCAGGACUAUUCAAAGGCAUCGGUCCCCGUAUUGCUUGGCUGGCAGCCGGGGGCCUCUGCUUCUUCGCUGCCCUAGAGCAGGCGAAGCAUGCCCUUGGCCUCGAUGAGCAGAGAUGA